Messenger RNA from Didymodactylos carnosus, 2586 nucleotides. NCBI's taxonomy places the organism in Eukaryota, Metazoa, Rotifera, Eurotatoria, Philodinida, Philodinidae. The record is from the annotation of a GenBank genome assembly.
AUGUAUUACACAAAUAUUGAGAAUAAUAGUGAUUUCUAUGAUUGUCUCUAUAUAUAUUCAAAACAAGAGAUUCGAAGUGCGCGUUACAACUGGCCAAAAGAGAAUCGAGCAUUACAAUUGGUUCCGUAUUGUAUUCGAACACCAUAUCUAAAGAAUCGGACUAAUGACUUGAAUUGCCACGGCAAACUAUACUCAUUCGAUGAAUUAAAAGCGAGAAACAUAACCAGUGAACAGUUAUUUGAUUGGCAUGCACCGACUGAUACCAUAGAUGAUUAUGGUAAAUAUUUAACAAAUUCUCAGGAAACCAAUGGAUCUUUUUGCAAUUGUACUAAUCAACACUAUUUCGGUACAAGUUGUCAGUACACAUUUAAAACUAAUGAGACGUCGUUUGAACAAAUAACUAAAACACGCUUUAAGAUGAAAUACCGGAGAAGUGAAAUCGAAUUGGGUUUAGAUGACAUUACGUGUUAUAUAAAUCACAAAUGCAAGGGAAAUAUUACAUGUCUAGAUUGGCGACAGAUUUGUAACGGCAUGGUUGACUGCGAUGAUGAAAGUGAUGAAUAUCGCUGUACAGAGUUAGAGGGAAACGAAUGUGACGAUGAAACGGAAUUUCGAUGUAAUAAUGGAAUGUGCAUUCCAAAGAGUUUUUCAUUUGACCUUGUUUUUGACUGUUCUGACGCCAGCGAUGAGCAGUUUGGAACAGGAACAUUUUACACUUAUCCGUGCACGCAAAGCCACCUUAUCGAGUGUGAAGAAUAUAACUGUGGAUGGUUGACAUAUUCUUGUAGUGAUGGAGACUGUAUUUUUAAUGAUGUUUGGUCCUGUACAAAUGGUCGUUAUGAAGUCUAUGUGAGAAAAAUGUUUGAAUAUGUUUCAGAUGGUUCGUUGAGCAUAGUUUGCUGGAAAACAAUGUUGUGUCUGAUGGGUUUUACCGAUCUGUAUGAAAUUGACUGGGAUGUUUGUGAGCAAUGGUGCGAAGAUUCAUGUGAAUCACAGCUACCCAUCGUAUGUAAUGACACAUUCUUUUUUCCACAAGGUCCGUUCCUGUUUCCUUUUGUACGUGCGUUAUACAUGAACAAUAAAACAAAUUGGGAAGAAGAUAAACUGCCCGAUUUUAUUUGUUUCGAUUCAAGAGUGUGCCCAUACUAUUUAGGUUUACCGAUGGCUGAUGGUUUUCUCUGUCGUUCGGCAGAGGAGUUGAAGUCUCGAGUCGCGGAUGCAGAUUGGAACGAAUUUCUAAGUGAAGUUCUACUAUUUUUCUCCAGUUGUUCUGCGUCGAGACAGCUUCUUAAUGACACCGUAUGUGCACAAAACUUGUUUAAAUGUAAUAUUACGAAUAGGUGCUUAUCAAAACAUCGUGUUGGUGAUGGUUAUAUAGAUUGUUUUUCAAGGAUCGAUGAAAAAUAUUCAGAUACAUGUGAACUCAAUUUUACUAAUCGUUUCAAAUGUUUCAAUGGAAAGCAGUGCAUUCCGAGAAAAUACCUAUCUGAUCGGCAUUCUGAUUGCGACGAUGGAUCCGAUGAAUAUCUAAGUAGUACAUGUAACGUUGUCGAUAGCACUACGUGCCAGUAUCUACAAGGUGCCUCUCUGAUAUCAGCAAUUGUCAAUUUUCAAGACAUUUGCAAUGGUGAUAAACUGUAUCUUUUUUCUAAAGAUAAUGAUACAGAUGAGUCAGAAUGCGAUGAAUGGCCUCUAGUAUUCGAAGAUAUAACUUGUGAUGGAGUUUGGAAUACGGUAAAUGGUAGGGAUGAACUUGAUUGUGGAAACAGAACCAUUGAGUCAAAUAUCGCUUAUAGUGUAGGUAAAUGUAAAACGACAGAGCAUUAUUGCAUUAAGUCCACCAUUGAAACUAUAGAAUGCUUGCCAUUAGAAAAGGCGGGUGAUGGAGUUAUUGAUUGUCUAGGAGCGUCAGAUGAGAGGCACAUGUAUUGUGGAAGCGAGUGGGGAAGAUAUAAAUGCUUGAACAGCAGUAAAUGCAUUCAUCCGCAUCAACUGUGUGAUCGCAGGCAUGAUUGUCCAUUGAAUGAUGACGAGGAUACCUGUAAUUAUAAUGGAUGUCUUGUCGGAGAGUUUUUUCCUUGUAAAAGUACGUGUCUUAGUCGAAAUUCUCGGUGUGAUGGUGUGAUUGAUUGUUUACCGGAAGGUGAAGACGAAUGGUUGUGCGAUUUAAUGGAUCGACGAAAAUACAAACCUCUAACCACUAUCGAUACUGAGUAUCUGUCUGCGAGAUCUCUUAAAACCGGUACACAUUCAGAAAACGGUUUCUUCACAGUGUCUAAUGAGCGACAUACUAGAAAUGACGACCAUACUGUUUUUUAUUGUUAUCGGGGUGUAUUGAUAAGCUCAGAAGAUGCGCCAUUUGAACAUUGUCUCUGUUCACCAGCUUACUAUGGUUCGAGAUGCCAGUACCAACGUGAAAGAAUAUCCGUCGUUAUCCAGAAGCGGUACGAUGAUUGGACGCGAACAGAUUGUUCAUGUUCCAUUUCUCCAUUCAACGCUGAAACAUAUCUUCUACUUGAUACCAUCAAAAACAAACAUCGGCGAUUAUUACGUGCAAGUCCAUGCCUAUUUGAUCACGUACAGUAG